Danaus plexippus (monarch butterfly) is the source of this 944-nucleotide messenger RNA. RefSeq names its product cytochrome c oxidase assembly factor 7 homolog (gene Coa7). The transcript has 2 exons. The coding region runs from base 114 to 866 and encodes 250 amino acids. Gene Ontology annotation, cellular component: mitochondrial intermembrane space. Lineage: Eukaryota; Metazoa; Arthropoda; Insecta; Lepidoptera; Nymphalidae. The record is from RefSeq and is a predicted model, not a curated record. Gene Ontology annotation, molecular function: protein binding.
AUUACGAUUCUCCUUGUUGAUAAGACUUAUCAUUUUGACAUUUCACCUUGUUGGAUUUGAGCAUCCCGUGUUAUCUAACCUCAUACUUUUUUGUAUUAAUUAAAAAUAUAACGAUGACUUACGACCUCAAAAGGGAAGAGGAAGUGAAAGAAUACGUUGAAAACCUCGGUAUUGAAUAUAGGUUUGGUUGUUACAAAGAGAAAAAACCGGAGGUCUGUCACCUUUUGGGGGAUUAUUUAGAAGCUAUAAAAAAGGAUUUUAGCAAAGCGGCGGCGGUUUUCAAGACCAAUUGCGACGAUUAUAAUUACGGGAAAUCAUGUUUAAAGUACGGAAAUUACGCGUUGUUGGGAAAAGGCAGGGAAAAGAGUGACACACAGGAGGCAUUAAAGUAUUUCGAGAAGGGUUGUGAAUUGAACGAUCCUACGGCAUGUUUACAUGCUGGGGUGAUUUUUACAGCCACUGGACCCGCUGUUACUGUACAACGAGAUGUUCCAAAAGGUUACAACUACUUAAAGAAAAGCUGUGAUCAAAAUGAUGCUAUGGCUUGUCACUAUCUAGCUGGCAUGUACUUAACGGGAGUCCCGAAGAAUCCGACAGAGUAUAACCCACACGAUCCAGAGAAGAACAAAAAUUUAGACUACCUCAUAAAACCGGAUCCGAAACAGGCUUUUGGUUUUGCCAAAAAGGGUUGUGAGAAUGGUAACAUAUUUGCCUGUGCGAACGUCAGUUUGAUGUACAAGAAAGGGGAAGGAGUCAAACAAGAUCUGGAACAAUCGAAGAGAUAUUUCAAGCUGGCGGAGACAUUACAAAAAGCCGAUGAAACUACAAAGCAAUUGAAAUUCCAACAAGGACUCGAGAAUAAAUAGAUUGAGAUAUCAAACAUAUUGUGAUUGUUGAAUAGAUUAAUAAAUUAUCUCGUUAUAAAUACAAUUUUAUUUUAGAAA